Molecule: messenger RNA, 3771 nt
Organism: Bombina bombina (fire-bellied toad)
Lineage: Eukaryota; Metazoa; Chordata; Amphibia; Anura; Bombinatoridae
Gene: RHOT1
Product: ras homolog family member T1
Exons: 21
Coding region: 121-2244 (707 amino acids)
Biological process (GO): small GTPase-mediated signal transduction; mitochondrion organization
Cellular component (GO): mitochondrial outer membrane
Molecular function (GO): GTPase activity; calcium ion binding; GTP binding
Source: RefSeq, a predicted model, not a curated record
GUCCCCGCCGGGCUCCCGUUCGCUGCCAGUCCUCCACUAGGUGGGCUUUGCUGUGAGGUGACACCGGGGUCCCGGCGGGCGGUAUAGGCCUGGCUGGGGGCUAUUCCGUUAGCCGCCACCAUGAAGAAGGACGUGAGGAUCCUGUUGGUGGGAGAACCCAGAGUUGGGAAGACAUCGUUGAUCAUGUCUCUGGUCAGUGAAGAAUUUCCAGAAGAGGUUCCUGCACGAGCUGAGGAAAUUACAAUCCCUGGUGAUGUUACUCCAGAGAGGAUCCCAACACACAUUGUGGACUAUUCUGAAGCUGAACAAACAGAUGAACAACUGUAUAAUGAGAUCUGUAAGGCAAAUGUUAUCUGCAUAGUGUACGCUGUAAACAAUAAGAACUCGAUUGACAAGGUCACCAACCAUUGGAUCCCUUUAAUUAAUGAACGAACAGACAAAGACAGCAGGGUACCGCUGAUAUUGGUGGGGAACAAAUCUGAUCUCUUGGAGUACAGUAGCAUGGAAACUAUCCUUCCAAUAAUGAACCAGUACUCUGAGAUUGAAACAUGUGUAGAGUGUUCAGCUAAAAAUUUGAAGAACAUAUCAGAACUGUUUUACUACGCUCAGAAAGCUGUACUGCACCCUACAGGACCACUUUACUGCCCUGAAGAUAAGGAGCUUAAGCCAGCUUGUAUCAAAUCCCUGACACGAAUUUUCAAGAUUUCAGACCUGGAUAACGAUGGCAUCUUAAAUGAUGCAGAACUUAACUUCUUUCAAAGGACGUGUUUUCAUAUACCGUUAGCGCCCCAAGCUCUUGAGGAUGUGAAGAACGUUGUAAAGAAGAACGUUCAUGAUGGAGUUUCAGGCAAUGGAUUGACACUGAAAGGAUUUCUUUUCUUGCAUACACUUUUCAUACAGAGAGGAAGACAUGAGACUACGUGGACCGUAUUACGGCGCUUUGGAUAUGACGAUGACUUGGAGUUAACACCAGAGUAUUUAUUUCCACCGUUAAAAGUUCCUGUUGACUGUACAACAGAAUUGAAUCAUCAUGCUUAUCUGUUUCUCCAAAGUAUUUUCGAUAAACAUGACCAGGACAGAGAUUGUGCUUUAUCUCCUGAAGAGCUUAAGGAUUUAUUUAAAGUCUUCCCAUACAUGCCUUGGGGACCGGACGUCAAUAACACUGUGUGCACUAAUGAGAAGGGUUGGAUUACCUACCAGGGCUUUCUUUCACAGUGGACGUUGACCACAUACAUGGAUGUGCAAAGGUGUUUGGAAUAUCUGGGCUAUUUAGGAUACUCAAUAUUAACAGAGCAGGAGUCCCAGGCUACAGCAGUAACAGUUACUCGGGAUAAGAAGAUUGAUCUGCACAAAAGGCAGACACAGCGGAACGUGUUCAGGUGCAAUGUUAUUGGUUCCAAAGGAUGUGGAAAAAGUGGAAUUCUACAGUCACAUUUAGGAAGGAAUCUCAUGAGACAGAUGCGAAUACGGGAGGAGCACAGGUCGUUUUAUGCUAUAAACACAGUUUAUGUGUAUGGGCAAGAAAAGUAUUUGUUGUUGCAUCAUGUUGCUGAAUGUGAGGCCUUAUCUCCAGUUGACACCAUAUGUGAUGUUGUUUGCUUGGUCUAUGACAACUCUAAUCCAAAGUCCUUUGAAUACUGCUCACGGAUAUUUAAGCAACACUUCAUGGAUAGCCGUACGCCAUGCCUCAUUGUUGCAUCCAAAUCUGACCUCCACGAGGUGAAGCAGGAGAGCAGCAUCUCCCCUGGUGACUUCUGCAAAAAGCACAAAAUGCCUCCACCCCAAGCCUUCACAUGCAAUACAGCCGAUAACCCCAGCAGAGAGAUUUUCAUCAAGAUGACCACCAUGGCGAUGUAUCCUCACGCCCGGUUACGCUGCCUCUGCACCUGCAAUAGGUGUACAUUCUGCAUCUGUCAGAACCUGCUCAACUCAGACCUGCUGCAGUCUGUAAAGAACAAACUCUUCACUGCCGUUGUGAACAGGUUGAGAGCCGGGGUAGAUGUGUUGGGUGAAACGCUGUUAGCAGACACGGACAGCUGCCUGGGACACCAAGUUCAUCCGGUCCACAAUAUUGAGAACUCUGUCUUCAUGGAGUCAUCUGCUGAGUCAUGUAGAGUUGCUUCCAGGCACAUGUCACAAGCAGAGUUGAAAAAUUCAACGUUUUGGCUUCGGGCAAGUUUUGGUGCAACAAUUUUUGCCGUUCUGGGUUUUGCCAUGUACAAAGCCUUGUUAAAGCAGCGAUGAUCCAUGAUGAAAUAAGCCAUGUGGAUACCUUACCCCACAGCCAAAAAGCCACAAAUCCUUUUGAUGUAUGUUGCCCAUGCUUACAUUUCUGCCAGCUCAGAUGUAUUUAUAAUGACAUUAUUCAUUGUAACGCUCAACUACACCUGUUUUUUUUUUAAAAAAAAAUGUGUUAACAGUAUUCAAGAAAGUUUUUUCAAAGGUGAAUUUGCCAACGCUCAAGAUGAUUAUGUCUGCACUGAAGAAGACUCUGAUGUUAAAGGUUUUGUUGUGGGCUGCAUUAUAAAUGCAUACAUGUUCUUAGUUUGCUCAUCAAUGUGUUCAUCAAUACAAUGCAGUUGAUCUUCCGGUCCUCGUGGGAGCAGGACAGUCCAUGCUUAGAUGGACUGAUGGCAUUUUUUGAUACAGUGAUGCCACAGCAGCUUUUUAAAGUAAACUUUGCCCAAGUUAUAAAGUUAAAGUAGAACUUAGUACAUGCAACCAGUUAUGGUAGAGAUUGAACGCAUAAUCUCUUGUUUUGGCACCAAUAAUGAAAAGUUACUGAAGACCAUUACAAGUCAGGCAGUGGUGCUAAAGACUAACUGCUGUUGCAGUCAUUAAUUCAUACAAUCCUUUGACAGUUGUGGGUUUGACACCCUUCAUGUUGUAAAAAACGAAACACACAAAAUACAAAUAGCUGCAUGAUGUAAUGCUGUUUUAAAAGAUAACUGCUGACAUAUUUGUUAACCAAUCAUGCAAUGGUUAAACGUUUAUAUUCAGUUGUGCGUUUAGUAAUGUGCUAGCCUACCUACUAAAUGCCUCCAAAGCAGAUCACCCAAAAGGAAUUUUCCUGUACAUAUUGUAUAUAACUUUGUUUCAACUCUACCUUAAAACCAUUACAGGGCACCUGUUGCACCCAGCAGCCAACCUGUGAAUUAUAGCUUUUCUUUUUUUAACCUCAAACCAGAGAGAUUGUUCAAGUAUCUUUGAUUAUCUUUCUGAAAUGUUCUGCUCCCUGAGCAAAAUUACAUUUACUUGAAUGUGAUGUAAAUUGAAUUCCCUGAUUAUUUUUUUAAAGAUGCACGUGGUCUAAAAGGAAUCUUAAAACAAAUUAAUUAAUGUCUAAAUUCAAUUUGUGUUCUGUCAGAAAAAAACCACUGCGACUGCUAAUACCAGGUGAAUGAAUGUCUAUAUAUAAUUUUGUGAGCUAAGUUAUUUUAUUUUUUUGAAAUAUAAAUAUAUUUUAGAACCCAAAUCAAAUGCAAUUUCUAAAAUGAUUCACAUUCAUGGGGGGAAAAAAAUGCCACUUUUAGUUUCUCACCAUAUACACCCAUGUAUUAUAGGCUUUAGGAAAUUUACACAGUUUUUAGUUGCUUAAUGUAGUUAGUUAUCACAAUAAAAUAGUCGAAAUCUAGAUAGAUAAAUUCCAAUUAGUAGCACAUUUGUAAAGGCAAACUAAAAAUAGGAAUAUUAACUUAUAUGAAACCUAUAUUUUUCAUCACUGCCCCUUUUUUGUGGAUUUCAUUAAAAAAACAAAACUGUGUACCAUAA